Molecule: messenger RNA, 5295 nt
Organism: Mytilus californianus (California mussel)
Lineage: Eukaryota; Metazoa; Mollusca; Bivalvia; Mytilida; Mytilidae
Product: synaptotagmin-14-like
Exons: 9
Coding region: 138-1646 (502 amino acids)
Source: RefSeq, a predicted model, not a curated record
GACCACUUUACUGGCUGAUUAAUUUACAAUUUUGAUAAACAAAUUGUUGUUAGUUUGUGCGAACCAAAAGCAUGCAACCAACAGUCAAAUAUUGACAAGUCUGUUAGAUAUUAUUAACAUCACAAAUUGACUAAAACAUGGUGACGUUACCAACAGAAGCAGUAGCUUUCCUUGGUGCUGUAGGAUCAUUUCUGAUUGUUUUGAUCAUCUUCUUUAUGUACCUGAACAAACUGUUCUGCUUCCAGAAUUGUGGAGGAUUUCCAUGUAUUGAUCAACCUCCAAAGAAAAAGCAAUCAAGUAAAGACAAACUAGGAAGUGCUUUUGCCUAUGAGGAUGAAGAAUCGUCUAGUGAUAGCGAUGAUGAGAUGCAAAACAAGUUUCAUAAGGCACAUAGUAUAAAACGUUCAGACACACUGCACAGUAUUAAAAGUAGCAAAAGUGGUAAAGCAGGCAGGCGACUUAGUCGUAAAGAUCCUGUUGCCAGUAGCCAGGAUUCAUUAGCUGAUCAACUGGUAGACUCUAGUGAUACAGAAACUGUUGUAAAAAGAAAAGACACGACUGGCAAUGCCAUAGGAGAUAUGCCAUGUGAUUCAGGCUCACAACAGCAGUUAAUAUUUGACAAUAAAGCAUACCAGACAGAGCCAACACCAUCAUUAUCUGGAAGUGAAUAUACAGCAGAAUUACAGGAAACCACGUCCCAAGAUGAACAUUUAUUUGAUGUCAGUGACCUUCAGAAGGAACCACCUCUAAUAUCAAAAUGUGGCAGCAUAGAGAUGACCUUUUCUUACGACCCCAAACGUGGCAGAAUGGCAAUAACUGUACACCAAGCUCAGGAAAUUCCUAGUGUUGAACGUGGAGGUGCUAGUCAUGCUCAAGUUAGGAUUGUAUUACUGCCUACCAAGAAACAGAAGUUUAAAACCAAAGUCAAAUCUGGCCAGAGUCCUGUAUACCAAGAGAGUUUUGUCUUUAGUAAAAUACCACAAGAGGAAGUCCAUAGUAUGGGAAUACGUAUCCGUCUGUAUGGUGUAGAGAGGAUGAGGAGAGAGAGAAUGAUAGGAGAAAGUAUAAUAGGAUUUGCCUCAUUGAAUCUUGAUAGUGCUUCAACACAUUUUGUCAUUCUUGAACCCAGGAGUAACCUGAGUGGUGGAGAGUCCCAAUUUGAUGUUUCCAGCCUUUCAAGGAGUGACAGUGCAUCUUCUACCCAGUCCAUGCAGCAUGGCGGUAUGCCAGAAUUGUUGUUGGGUCUUGGUUAUAAUGGAACAACUGGUCGAUUGACAGUUGAAGUCAUAAAAGGAAGUAAUUUCAGAAACAUGGCCAUGAACAGAGCCCCAGAUACUUAUGCCAAACUAACCUUAAUGUCCCCAACUGGUCAGGAAAUCACAAGAAGUAAGACCUCUGUUAGAAGGGGACAGCCAAAUCCAUUGUUUAAGGAGACGUUCAUGUUCCAGGUGGCAUUGUUUCAGUUAGCUGAAGUGACCCUGAUGGUUUCUGUGUAUAACAAAAGAAGUAUGAAGAAAAAAGAGAUGAUUGGAUGGUUUUCAUUAGGGUUGAACAGUAGCGGUGAAGAAGAGCUUUCUCAUUGGACAGACAUGAGGGAAAACAAAGGUGAUCAAGUUUGUCGCUGGCACGUGCUAUUGGAGUCUUGAUUUGAACACAGGAUGUGAAUUUGUGGCAUUUUACAAAGUUAUUGUUAUAAAAAAUUCUGUUGUUUUUGUUCUCCUUUUAACAAUUUUUCUUGUCAAAAUUGCAUACUUUGUGAAAGAAAUAUUAUUACCCUAGGAAAAUUGAUAGUCAUUAAAAAAGUUUUACCUGUUUUUACAUGUUGACAAUUGUCGUCAUAUUAAGUUAUUUGGAAAACUAAAAUUGUUAUUGACCUUACAGCUAAAUAAGAUGUAUAUUUUCAUUGAAAGUUUUGUAAACUUUGACUUUAUUUGCUCUGUCUUCUUUAUUAUUGACUAAGACACUGGGUCCAGUAUCUUUCAUGCAUCAGUAAUGUUUUUAACUGAAAAAUGAAAUGUAUACUCACAUUGUUGUGAUAUGUUGUUAAUAACCGACAAAUUAAGAUAGUCCCAAUGAAAUAUUUUGAUGUUUCUUUACACAAAAUAAGCACAUAUACUCAAUACAAAUAUGAAUAUUACUAGUUAUGGAUUGGUUAUUAUAAAAUAUUAUUAAAAUAAUAAAUAGGUAAUAGAAUAUUAAUAUCAUCAAAAUGUUAAUCUCUGAAUAUAUAUAGUUUAUUUACAUAUUAUUUUUGUUAUACCUUUACCAGUAUCUUAAAUUAUACAAUUGUUUUCUUCUUUUUUUAAUUAAAGCAUAAUGUUGACUUGUUUUGUUAUACCAGUAUCUGACAUUAUACAAUUGUUUUUUUCUUCUUCUUUUUUUACUAAGUGCAUUAUAUUGACUUGUUUUGUUGUACUUUUUUUUUACAUUCUAAUGAUUUUUUUUGACAAUCUUUUAUUCUGGUUGUGGUUAAAUAAUGCUCUUGCAGUAUCCAUUUUUUUCAUUUCAUACCUAAAGUGUUCAGUUUUUUUAUAUAUGAUUUUAUAGUACAUGUAUAGAUAUAAAGCAGUGCAUAUAAUAAUAAAUAUAACCCUAUGAAUAUAUAAAUGGCCAUAUUAAGUUUCUUUACACUUUCAAUUCUUUUAUAAAGGGAGAUAAGCUAUUUUUGAAAAAAAUCAAAUUUUAAGAUUUAGAUAUCCUCAGAGAAUGCAUUGUCAAUAGGCUUAUCUACAUAAACAGCUUAUUCUCAAAUUUAUUUAUUGUACAGAAUCUUAUAAAUAUUACCAAAUGCAGUUCAAAGAUUCUAAAUACCAUGUACGGUCAAACCUGCUAUAAAAGUCAUCUUUAUCAAGCAAAAACCUGUCUUUGCAAGUGCUCUCUACCUACGCAUUUUGAACUUUAAUUCAAAGGUCGCCUCUCGUUUAAGGUCAGUUUUACUUUCUCCCCAGGGUGACCUUUAUACAAAGAUGUUACUGUUAUCAUAAAACGUAUUAUAGGGAUGUCCCUAAGGAGAGAAAUCUCUUCAAGUAAGUCAUUCAGACCUACAUUUUAUGCUCCAUUGUCUUAUAUUAUGUUUUAUUAGAGCAAAUUUGGAAGGGGAUGAAUUAGGCAAAUUGUGAUGACCUAUUAUAAAUUACAUAUGUGCAUCCUAUGUUAUUUAAGUUUAAACAAAUUACUAGAGUAAAGGCUAAAUGAUUUAAUUCAAGAAGAUGUGAUUUUACAACUGUGAUAUAAAAACUACUUACUGUUUACGCACAAAAUCAAAUAAAAAUAUGAUCAGUGUCUUUCUUUCGAGUAAAUGUUAACUCACAGAGACAAAAACCAAAGUUCCUUUAAAUUAGUGUUCAUUUUUGUUAGACUUUUUUAUAUAUAUUUCUCUUUAUUGUUAUAUUUUGUUUGUAUAGUAAUAGUUGAGAACAACUAAUGUAAGAUGUAUGUGUUACAUUGCAAUGUAAAUCAUAUAUGUAUUAACCAGUUUUCUUGCACGUGAGCAAUUUUAUUUUGAUUUAUUUUAGGCUAAUUAGAUAUGGUUGAUAUUUUGAUAAAAUUGCCAAGUAAUGACUGUUUUUAAAUAGCUUUAAAUGCAAUUGAAGUAGAACUUACAAUUUGCUAGAAAAUUGAUUUUAAACAUGUGAAUUACACUAUUAGGUAUAAAUGGUAUGUAAGUUGUAUAUUGUUUAAUCUUUUCAAACAUUCCAUAUGUCUUGUUAUUCUUAACUAUUUUUAGGGUUGUGAAAAAAUAGAGAAUGAAUGAAAUAAAUGAAACUGCCUGGCAUAAAUUGAUAAUACAAUGCUAGAUGACAUCUUUUCUCUGACAAAGCGACAUUAUUUGCUAUCUUUGUUUGGAUUAUAUUGUUAGCAUUCCAUAAGGGAUAACAUUAUAAAGGUUAUUCAAGCCAUAUGCUUGGUAAAAUUGAUAUUGAAUGUAAAUUUUCCCCACUCUCAAGGAACCAAAGUUUGCCUGAAUUUCAAAUGAGAAACUACCUUCCAAACCACACAAUUCAGCUUAAAGGAAAAAUAUUUCUAAGAAUCAAGCAUAGAUAACAGAGCGCUACAAUAAUAUUUGGAUAGUGAAUGAUUUUGUUUAUCAAAGUUACAAAAUUUUCUAACCCAUCUUAUCAUUUAUUAGACUGAAUUGUUUUGUUAAUAUUCAUGUAACACAUUUCAAUAUUUACAUAAAUUGUGACCAAAAAGUAACUUUUAGCCAAAGUCUAUUUACAGUUUACAUGUACAUGUACUCAAAACAUUCGUAUAUAUUUGAUGAAUCAUACUCAGAAUUUUAUGCAACAAUUUGAUGGUCGCAAUGGUGCAAUACAUUGAUCUACACAAAUGCACAGAGUAUAUACUCGGCAAUAUGUAUGUUAUUUCCUUGUUACAUGAGGGUGAGUGUAACUGUUUGAAUCUCACAUUUAAGCAUGAAAUAUAAAUAAUAUUUUAUAAUUAACAUAGGAUAAAAAAAAAUUGGUUGUUUAUGCUUUAAUUUUUCCUGCAAAGAAUGUAUUUUAAAUGUGUUGUAAAAUUGUGUUCUAUCCAUGUAUACAAUCAAUGAUGCAAGAUCAGAACAUAUAUUUCAUUUUACAUAGCUUUAUUUGGACUGUACUUAAAUGUGACUGUAAAUGAAAAUGGUACAUUGCCAAUGCAAAUUUAAAAUUCAUGAACAAUUGAGGAAGAUAUAUUCAUUUACAAGCUAGAAUGUUUAUAAAGUUCACUGUAAGUCAUUAGCCAAUUAAUUCCUAUUCUUUCCAAAUUUCAAUGCAUGAAAUCAAUGCUUAAAACUCUUUGGGAUGCUUAAUAAAAAGCAUUUAUGAGACCAGGGAAUUCCCUUUGAAAUCUCAACUAUGGGUUAAAAUUGCCUCUAUAGAUGGUUAGCUCAUUCUCAAAGUGCCAUCCCUGAGUACCAUAUAUGUGUUUUAAUGGAACAGCCCUUUAAACUUAUCAGACAUUUUCACUGUGAAUAUACAUGUAUUGUAGGGAUCUUUCCUAUAUAUAUCUUUGAUUUCAAUUCCUUCUCACUCCAUCUUAUUCAGGCUUUUAAUUUAGAAUUUAAUAAAACUGUUAUUAGAUAAAUUAAUAUUUGUAUUAUAUACCUAAAAAUUGCCUUGAUAAGAAUGAGGUACUAAUACACAUUGUUGUCUAUUUUGCCCUGUUAAUUAUAAAACCUGUAAAAAAUUAGGCUAGUUGUUUCAUAACUUUUAUCUGUUGUCUGUUUACAUUGUGAUAUUUUUUAUAUCUCUUUAUCUUGUUACUUCACUAUGUUGUAGAAAUACAUGCACAAAAAUUAAAGAUUUUAAGCGA